This is a messenger RNA of Musa acuminata AAA Group (dessert banana), 1015 nucleotides long. RefSeq lists its product as uncharacterized. The record is from RefSeq and is a predicted model, not a curated record. Lineage: Eukaryota; Viridiplantae; Streptophyta; Magnoliopsida; Zingiberales; Musaceae. The transcript has 3 exons. Bases 311 to 730 code for a protein of 139 amino acids.
CCACGUGGGUCCCGCCGCCUACUUCCGACGCGUAGCCGCAGCGCUAGCCUCAAUUACCGGACCAAACUCCGGUGCCCGAUCUUCCGAUACCCGCCGUCCAUGGCAGCUUUAUGCCCUCCAUGGACGGUCGAUCGUUUAGUUUGCAAGCGCUGUACAUCGCUUGAGGAGUACGAUUAUUAUUGCUGUGUUCGCGGUCACCGUCACCACCGGCGGUGUCCUCUCCUCGCCUCCUCCCUCCUCUCUUGUCCCUCUCCUAUCUCAAAUCCCCGUGCCCCAAACUUCCCUUUUUGUGUGCCCUAAACUAGCGGGUAUGGCCACUUUCCAACUCGCGAGAUCCGGCUUCUCGCCGGCGCUCCGCCUCUCGCCGCCCGCCCUGCGGCGGCCCUCGGGUCUGCUUGGCCCCGUCCGCAUCCGCUGCCGCCUCCCGGAGGACAAAGGCGGCGAACCCGACGGUUCAGGGUGGGAGGAGCCGCCGGAGUCGCUGUUCAUGAAGGAGCUGAGGCGGCGGGGGAUGACCCCGACGUCCCUAUUGGAGGACAGCGAAAGGGGGGCGCUUGGACGGGGCCAGAGGGAGAUGGAAGCCAAGGAAGAUAGCGGCAACGGCGGCGGUGGCCGCAGGGAGCGGGGGAGCAGGAACGGGGUGGCCUCGGUGGAGCUCGAGAAGGGGAUGACGAGGCCGAGGGAGCGGUUCAUGUCGGUGAACAGCGAGGGAUUGGAGCUUUCACUUUGAUCACUCUUUUGGAUUCAGUGAGGAUCAAUCACAGAUUACCGAGGGUGCAGUGUCGGAAUCCCGAGGGACAUGUAGAGAAGAAGCCUAUAAAUAAGCUUUAUCCUUAAAUUGAGCAAAAUCCUUGGCCGAGUUGGUCUGAUACAGAUUUAGCAAGAUGUGCAAUCAUGGAUUCAUCACUUGUAUUUGAAGAAAAAAGACUAUUGCACAUUAAAGAGUGUUCUUGCAAGUCCAUCUGAUGCCAUGAUCACUAAAAUCAUUGAACAAGAAAGAUUACUAUGUUCUUGA